UUCGUAAUAACAGAAGUAAGAAGAAGAAUUAACCUCUUUUAUAGUCACAACGUGUUUUGUUUGUUGUUUUCUUACAAUCUAUAAAGAUGGGAAAAAUUAAAAAAGAACCUGUCGAAGAUAGUAUAAAAGAAGAACCAAGUGAUGAAUUGACCUACGAAGAAAAAGUAGCUAAUUGUAAUGCAAUUUCUAAACCCAUGGCUUCCAAAAAAUUAACGAAACGCUGCUACAAGUUGGUGAAAAAAGCUAUGAAACAAAAAACGUACAUCAGAUGCGGUUUAAAAGACGUACAAAAAAGGCUGAGGAAAGGAGAAACUGGUAUUGUGCUUUUUGCUGGAGAUAUUUGGCCAAUUGAAAUAAUGUGUCAUUUACCAAUUGUGUGUGAAGACAAAAAUAUUCCAUAUGUAUUUGUACCUAGUAGGAAAGAUUUAGGUGGUGCUAUGGGUGUGAAAAGAGGAUGCUUAACUGUUUUAAUUAGAGAACACCAAGACUAUAAAGAUUCGUUUGACGCACUAGCAGAAGAGGUUAAACACUUAGGAGUAGCUUUAUAAUAAUUAACAAUUUUUUAAUAUAACUGCAAUCAUUAUGUAUUCUUGAUUAUAUGCUAGAGAGCAUCAACGUUAUAGUUAUGAAACUUUUCUAAAGACAGUAGAGUUUUUUUGUAUAAACAUAAUUUCAACUUGGGGUGUUUUAUUUCAUUUAUAUGACAUUAAAUUUGAACCCUACAAAGAAUAAACUGGAUGUUAGUAAAAAUGCCAGAGGAAUGAUUUACUUACAGGAAAAUUGAAAUGAAAUUAAAAUAUAUUUUAUUAAAAAUGUUUAUUAGAAUAGCAAAUUAUUGCACACAUACAUGAUUGUUGAUUAGGUAAAUGUGUUUUCGGAAUACGUGUAGAUUAUCUAUCUUCUAACAAUUAUAAAGUUGUGGAAACCAAAAUAAAAUUUUUGAUAAUUCCAUUUAAAGAAACAUUUUUUUAAUACUGAUACUAAGAUCCUUUUUACAAAUCUCAGUUGAUAUGUUUCUAAUUACUAAAUUUAACCACUAAAACAAUAACCGAUUCUCUUAAUUUACCAAAAGUACGAGAUAUAUUUAUAAAAUUUCAAAAAGAAAAUGAUCGGAAAAUCAAAGAAACAACUCAAUGUUGGUUUUCUUUAAUGACAGGAUUUUAUCUGGAAAUUUUUCAGUUAUCCUCUAUACAGCUCCAACCUAGCUUUCUCAACAUCCUUUUACAAGGGGUACAAGCUUUUAGUUGGUUUAAAGCAUUUUUAAAAGGAAUGGGGUCGAUUGAGGAUGAAGUACAAAAUUAACUAUCUUCAUAUGCAAUAAUCUAUGAAAAUGUCGAUAGAACUUGAGUAAUAUUGUGCAUGUCACAAGCAUAAAAAAAUAAAGAGGUAUCGUGAUGAUGCUUCUUGUAACACAAGUUUUAAAAUAAAUUCUUGUGGUUCAAAAUCUUCUCCAUUAACAUGACAUGUGAUAAGGUAUUAAAAAAAUCAUAUCUGAAUGUUACAUUUUGGGACUCCAAAGGUACAACAGCAAUAACAAUGUGAAAGUAUGUUUCUAUACACAGGAGGGUAUACAAAAACAUGUGGCACCCACACUGUGUCAAAUUCUUCAUUACACACCAAUGAUUAUAUUUUCAAUAAGAAUAUUGCAAACAAAGAUGUAUAAUAGAUCAAAAAGUGGCGGAAAUUGUGCUUAUUGCACGAGUAUUGUUCAAUAUUGAAGAUUGAAAUGAAUAAACAAUACAAAAAAGAAUGAAUUUUUUAUAUAAUGAAUAAUUAAAUUGGUUUAUUUGAAAACUAAAAGUAUUCUACAAUUAAAAAUUGUUAUCAUAGAUUUGUCAAAAAAGGAUCGAAGGAUUAUGUUAUAGAAAAAUAGCUUAAAAUAGUUUCUAACAGUAGAUUUUCCAAUUGACUUCAACUUACAUGUUUUCAACCAAAGUGUCCUCUACUCAGAAAAUAUAUUAAUGUGUCAUUAAAAAUCACAAAUAAUUGUAACUCGCUAGCUUCUAAGUUCUAAUACAGAUAAAUUUGAAUAGUUUCAUAAUCCAGUUAGAUAUUUAUACCAUUUUUUCAUCGUUUAAUUGAUAAAUACCUUAUUGCAAUUAAUGGGAAUCACAACUCUACUGUUUCCAGUUUCUUCUUUUUUAUAAAAAUUGUCAAUUUCACCAUUUUUUUAUAGCUAUACAGUUACAAACGACCUAUGUAUUUUUUAAUGACACAAAUCCAAUAUUCCACAAUUGUCUUUCUAUCAAAUAAAUAAAAUAUGAUGUUAAGGUAGAUAAUGCUUUUUAUUUUAUUGUUUUACUGUAGAUAUUCUAAUUAAUUCUAAAGUUCCUAUUCUAGAACCAGUAUUAUCUACAAUAACAUCAUUUUCGCAAAGUUUACUUUACUUCUGGUAUAAAGAAUGUUUCAAGUUUUUCCUGUAUAAAUAUGAAUUUUAGAUGAAUAUAAAUUUAUUCUCAAUCUUAUUAUAUAACAUUAUCAGACUGAAUCACCCUUUAUUCAAAAGUAAUAUGAAUUCAAUAUUCACUGAAAUAGAAAGUACACUGUAAAAAACAUGAACAAAUAGUCUUAUUAUAUUGUGUAAUAAGAAGUUAUUGAAAACUAGACAGACAUAUCUAUGUCGAUACAAAAGGGAAGGGGUAUUAAUAAAAGUUGGUUUUGCAAUUUUUACCCCAAGAACUAUUUUCUCGUUAUUCAAGUUCUCUAAAUAUGAUUAUUGCUCCGUAAAAUUCUAUGAUCUAAUAAAAAAGAAGACGAUAAAUAAUAAUAUUGUUGUAUAACAUUAGGUUAAAUUUUUCUGUUACAAAUAUUUCAAAAACUAACAAUUAAUUACACCUCACAUGUAUUUUUGUGUCCACAUCCUCAAAAUAAAUAAGAUAUGAAAAAAGAUAAAUAAACUGGAGAAAGGGCAUUAGCGACGAUUUUCACCAGUGAAUUCCAGCUGGGCAUUCUGGUUGAGCAGUUUGACAACAAAGAUCAGUUGUUUUGUCAGUGUUCUUGAUGUUUUCAAUAGAAUGGUAUGAUACCAAAGAUUCCCAUUCGUUUUAUCUCGCGAGAAAAACCAACACCAUGAAUCGAUAGAAGAUCUCUCAUCUGCUUUGAUUUUGCAUGAACGUAAUGUGGCACCAGCUUCGAAAUCUAGCGACUUUUUGAGUACUACAGAACGCGCUUCGAGUCUAGACUAGAACCUUUCUAAUAGGUUGUGCGUCGACAUGACGUGAAUCAGCUGAAUCGAUUAAUUUAUAUUGUACUCUGAAAUAGUGAUUGUGAAGGUUUCUUUUUAAUGAGAAACUGCAUAUUUUUGUAUAGAAUAGAAAGACGAUAUCUAAAAUAUAUGAAACGACGCCCUCUAA
Molecule: messenger RNA, 3353 nt
Organism: Diorhabda carinulata
Lineage: Eukaryota; Metazoa; Arthropoda; Insecta; Coleoptera; Chrysomelidae
Product: H/ACA ribonucleoprotein complex subunit 2-like protein
Exons: 3
Coding region: 87-548 (153 amino acids)
Biological process (GO): ribosome biogenesis; snRNA pseudouridine synthesis; rRNA pseudouridine synthesis
Cellular component (GO): nucleolus; box H/ACA snoRNP complex
Molecular function (GO): box H/ACA snoRNA binding
Source: RefSeq, a predicted model, not a curated record